This is a messenger RNA of Chrysemys picta bellii (western painted turtle), 1033 nucleotides long. RefSeq names its product RAB33A, member RAS oncogene family (gene RAB33A). Gene Ontology annotation, biological process: Rab protein signal transduction. Gene Ontology annotation, molecular function: GTPase activity; GTP binding. NCBI's taxonomy places the organism in Eukaryota, Metazoa, Chordata, Testudines, Emydidae. The record is from RefSeq and is a predicted model, not a curated record.
CCUUGCUCCGCUGGCGAGUAGCCAGGGCCUGGUGCCCCGGGUGCCAGGCUGCUGGCCCGCAGGCAGGCGCUGCGGGAACACGUGGGUCGGGCGAGCCCCGCGGCCGGCCCCACCCGCCAGCCGGCCAGGGGGAGGGUCUCCGCCGCGCUGAAUAUGCAUCAGCCACCUGAUCCGCCACGCUCGGCAGCUGCCUCCUGCCUUUGUGUGUGGGCCGCCGCCCGGCUCCGCGCAGCGCCCGGCAUGCAGCCCUCCGGGCCGGCCGCCGCCGAGCUGGACGCCUCACUGGAGCAGUACCUGCGGGUCCGCAUCUUCAAAAUCAUCGUCAUCGGCGACUCCAACGUGGGCAAAACCUGCCUGACCUUCCGCUUCUGCGGGGGCGCCUUCCCCGCCAGCACCGAGGCCACCAUCGGCGUGGACUUCAGGGAGAAGACGGUGGAGAUCGAGGGAGAGAAAAUCAAGGUGCAGGUCUGGGACACAGCUGGCCAGGAGCGGUUCCGGAAGAGCAUGGUAGAACACUAUUACCGCAAUGUGCAUGCCGUCAUCUUUGUCUAUGAUGUCACUAAGAUGGCUUCCUUCACCAAUCUUAAGAUGUGGAUUGAGGAAUGCAAUGGGCAUGCUGUGCCCCCUUUCGUCCCCAAGGUGCUUGUUGGGAACAAGUGUGACUUACGAGAACAAAUUCAGGUGCCAUCCAGCGUGGCCCUGAAAUUCGCUGAUGCUCACAACAUGCUUUUGUUUGAAACGUCAGCCAAGGACCCCAAAGAGAGUCAGAAUGUGGAGUCGAUUUUCAUGUGCCUGGCUUGCAGGUUGAAGGCCCAGAAGUCCCUGCUCUAUCGGGAUAUGGAGAGGCAGCAGGGAAAAGUGCAGAAACUGGAGUUCACACAAGACGCUAACAAUAAAAAUGUCUGCCCCUGCUGAACGGAGGCUGUGCAUUCUAGGUUAAUAUUGUGGGGGGAGGGUUUUGUGCCUGUAUAAGACUGACACCUGCUUGUUUCACUAUAAAUUAAUGUUAACAAAAUAAAAUUUGUAUCACUGA